CGCCGUUGGAGCGCGGAGCCGGGGGGCGUCGGCGGCGGGGCCGGUGCCGGGGGGGCUGCCCCGGUGCGAGCGCGGCGGCGGCGGGCGGAGAGAUGGUCGCGGAGUUGGUGAGCGGCGCCCUGGGGCUCGCCCUGUACCUCAACACGUUGGGCGCAGACUUCUGCUACGACGACAGCCGAGCCAUCAAGACAAACCAGGACCUUCUGCCAGAGACACCGUGGACGCAUAUAUUCUACAAUGACUUCUGGGGAACACUUCUCACUCACAGUGGGAGCCACAAGUCAUACAGACCUCUCUGCACGCUCUCCUUCCGCAUCAAUCAUGCUGUUGGAGGGAUGGACCCAUGGGGCUAUCACCUUGUAAACGUCCUGUUGCAUGCUGCAGUCACAGGCCUUUUCACAAACUUCUCCAGGAUCCUCUUUGGGGAUGGGUACUGGACCUUGAUAGCAGGUCUGCUGUUUGCGUCCCAUCCGAUCCACACUGAAGCCGUAGCAGGGAUUGUGGGGAGGGCAGACAUCGGAGCCUGCCUCUUCUUUCUGCUUUCCCUGAUGUGUUACGUGAAGCACUGCUCUACGAGAAGUUCCUCAGCUAGUACUUGGGGCUGGAUCUUGGGAACGGGAGUGUGCGCUGGGUGCAGCAUGCUGUGGAAGGAGCAAGGAGUAACUGUUCUGGCAAUUUCAGCAGUGUACGAUAUCUUUGUAUUUCAUCGGCUGAAAAUGCAUCAAAUCAUUCCUGCUUUAUACAAGAGGAAGAAUUUAAGCCUUUUCUUCAGCAUUGGAUUAUUGACCUCCUGGGGGACUGCACUGCUGGGUGUCCGCUUAUACUGGAUGGGCAACAAGCCCCCAAGUUUCUCCAACUCUGACAAUCCAGCAGCUGACUCGGACAGUUUUCUCACACGAACGCUCACCUUCCUUUACCUGCCGACCAAGAAUCUCUGGCUGUUGCUUUGCCCAGACACCCUCAGCUUUGACUGGUCCAUGGAUGCUGUGCCUCUUCUGAAAGCAGUCAGCGACUGGAGGAAUCUACACACUGUGGCCUUCUAUGCUGGACUCCUCCUCCUCGCCUACUUUAGCUUGAAGGGCUCCGGCAACGAGAGAGAAUGCAAUGGGAAAAGUGUAAUGAAUGGCAAGCAGAAUGCUAAUGGGCAUAGCUGUCACUCAGAGGUGGAAUAUAAGACACUGGAGGGGAAGUCAAGCUUCGCAUCAAAGGAAGAGAAUGGCAUAAAAAGGCAUGAAAUUCAGAAACUGCAGCUUCCUUCAACUGAGAACAUUGUCAUUCUGUCUCUGUCUUUGUUAAUAGUGCCCUUCGUUCCUGCCACAAACCUAUUUUUCUAUGUUGGCUUUGUAAUAGCAGAGCGUGUGCUGUAUGUUCCUAGUAUGGGCUUCUGCCUGCUGGUUACAGUAGGUGUCAGGGCCCUUUAUGUCAAAGCCCAAAAGCGCUUUCUGAAGAACUUGGUCUUUUGUUCCACUGCUGCAUUAAUUGUUUUCUAUGGACUCAAGACUGUUGUCAGGAAUGGGGACUGGCAGAAUGAGGAGAUGCUGUAUAGGUCAGGGAUAAAAGUAAACCCUGCUAAAGCAUGGGGUAACCUUGGAAAUGUUCUCAAGAGCCAGAGCAAGAUUUCUGAAGCUGAAAGCGCCUACAGAAAUGCCUUGUACUACCGCAGCAACAUGGCUGAUAUGCUUUAUAAUUUAGGAUUACUGCUUCAGGAAAACAGCAGAUUUUCAGAGGCAUUGCAUUACUAUAAACUGGCAAUUGGUAGCAGGCCCACAUUAGCCUCUGCCUAUUUAAAUACUGGUAUCAUCCUAAUGAACCAAGGGAAGACAGAGGAAGCCAGGAGGACUUUCCUGAAGUGUUCAGAGAUCCCUGAUGAAAAUUUGAAGGAUCCUCAUGCUCAUAAAAGUUCUGUUACUAGCUGUCUUUAUAACUUAGGAAAACUUUUUCAUGAACAAGGACACUAUGAGGAUGCCCUUACGGUUUACAAAGAAGCAAUACAGAAAAUGCCAAGACAGUUUGCACCACAGAGCUUAUACAAUAUGAUGGGAGAAGCAUAUAUGAGAAUGAGCCGGCUGCCAGAAGCGGAGCACUGGUACGUGGAGUCACUGCGAUCCAAGAGCGACCACAUUCCAGCACAUCUCACCUAUGGGAAACUGCUGGCCCUGACGGGACGCAAGAGUGAGGCAGAAAAGUACUUCGUGAAGGCUAUUCAGCUGGAUCCUACCAAAGGCAACUGCUACAUGCAUUAUGGUCAGUUCCUCCUAGAAGAAUCCCGUCUAAUAGAAGCAGCUGAGAUGGCAAAGAAAGCAGCUGAACUUGAUAAUACAGAAUUCGAUGUUGUUUUCAAUGCAGCCCAUAUGCUCAGACAAGCCAGUCUUAAUGAAGAAGCUGAGAAAUAUUAUGAAAUGGCAGCAGGAUUAAGACCUAAUUAUCCAGCUGCCUUAAUGAAUCUUGGAGCCAUUCUCCAUCUGAAUGGUAAACUGAAAGAGGCUGAAGAAAACUACCUCCUUGCUCUUCAACUUAAACCUGAUGAUGUCAUCACUCAGUCCAAUCUUCGCAAAUUGUGGAAUAUCAUGGAGAAACAAGGUUUAAAGACAGCCAAGACAUGAUACCGAAAACUCUGAACUUUUUUUGUCUUAAAUUGAUUAAAAACCCAAACUAGAACUUCCAUACAGCUGUCUGAUCAGAGAACUCAUUGGACUUGAGUGCAAGGAUCAGAGAUCUUGAUUGAUUGCUGCUAGGAGAAGCUAUUCUGCUUUUUUGGCUUUUUUUUUUUCUCUUUUUUUUUUUUCUAGAUAAAAAGGGAGACUGAGAUAUUCAUGAAGGACUUCAGUGUUAGCCCACAAAAAGAUUUAGAACCACAGCACUCAGAAGAGGGUGUCUUGGCAUAUUUGAUAAAUCAUUGCAAAUCCCACAUUGCUUACUUGUGUGUGGGUACUUGAAAUGUAUACUGUCAUAGAAAUACUAAAGGAAAUUUGUACAGUAUACACUAAACCAUAUGGGAAUAAAAGUGGGAAUAAAAUAGUAGGUUAAAGUAUUUUGUGAUACUGUAACUCAUUAAAAUGCCUACUAAAUCCAGUGUGUUUGCAGUUUGUCUUAAUGCUGCUGUAUCUCACUUUAAGACCACUUAAUUCACAGUUGAUAUGGCCAAUUUUUAUUUUUAUUUUUAAACCUGUCACUUGUGUUUAGAUGGCACAGUCAUAAUUGUUUAGUAAGAAUACAUAUAUUAUUUCAAUUUAUUAAAAAAUUUGUUGCAGUUCUGAGAUGCACAGUCAAAUGGCUAUGGGCUAGACAGAAUGAGCAAGGAAUUGCCCAAAUUCUAUCAUAUUCUAUCUACAAAUCAUAUGUGUAUGUAGAAGCUAAAAAAAAAAAAAAAGUCCAAAGGUGUGAUUUGUCCUGACUUAGCAAUAUGAGUGAGACUGAUAUUUGCCGUGGUAUUGAAUAUGGUCAGAAUGUCAUCUUAAGAAAAAGAAAAAAAAAAAAGAUAAAAAUGUUUGAAUCUUUCCACAUUGUUGUCAGAUAAGAUUGACUUUAAACUAGAUUCUGCAUCCAAUAUUUUUGCAAUAAUUCAGCCAAGUGAGAUUUGAAAAUAUUAGUGCUUGGAUAUGCUACAGAGACUUCAUGAUCAACUCGGAGAGAAGGGAAUGUAAUAAUACAUUGUUGAGGCUAGAAAAUAGGGACUGGAUUAGAUUACGCAUAGAAUAGCGCACAUAGGUCAAGAGAAAUGUGAAACAGUGGUUGCCAGUUACUUUUCACAGUGGUGGUGUUUUAAAAACAUAUUACCUAUUCAGAUUCUAACCAAAUACUAUAAUUCUGUUUGUGUUCUGACAUGUGCUAGCAGCAGAGCUGUCAAAUAUCUAAGUAUGCUUCUGUUGAGGUUCAGUUAAUUUCUGAUUCAGAAUGAUUUGGCCUAGUUACAGUUUUAUUCUUCAGUUUAUAAAUGUAAAAAUAAUUUAUUUUAAAUUGCAGUGUAUUGAAACUUUUGUAAGAUUUUUUUUUCCUCCAGGCCAUUUGUUAACUGCUUUCUUUCUUUGGAAUAAGUAUUAUUGCUUAUAAGAAAAUGUACCGUUUCAUUUAAUGACCUGUUGGUAUCUGCUUCAAUGUUCAUUUCAUAAAGUUAGAUGUAAUGUUAAAGUGGUAGAGCACCUUGAACUGAAGCUUCUUCAGGAUCUUCUGCUAAAAACUCUUUAUUACUGAGAAAGUUUUGUUGUUGGUGGUGUUUUUUUAACUGUUAAGCACCAUUCCAACAAAACCGUAGAAAAGAAUACUUUGCUGUAUUUAUUUAUUUAUUACUUGACUGCAGCAAUGUUACCUGCCAUUAACACAGUAGUCUUCAAGUAUUACUAUUUCUUUUACUUUGUUUUCUUUGCAUUUUUUUUUUUGUGGUUAGUAUGUGUACCUAAUGGGAAGGGGGACACUUGAGUUACUCUUCUUGAUAAUUCUCCACUUAAGCUUGGAUAUAAAUCUGUGUUGAAAUAGAUUGGGGAGUAGCUGUUUCAAAGUCAGUAUAGUAAGAAAAUGUAGUAGUGUGUGUUUCCUUUUCUUUCCUCUUGCUCACUAAAAUAUCAUAUUGCUAAGUUCACAACUGGCCUAGCAGAAGGGCCAGAGGGGCAAGAUUGUUUGGUUUUGUGGAAUGUGUCAAAUUUUUCUCAAAUAAUGUUUUGGCUGGAAAAGCAAAAUUGAAGGGUCAAAAGUUGAAUUUCUACUUUAUCAUUGAAACUAGUGGUAGAACACAAUAGUAGCUGAACUUAUUAUCCUCCUUCACUGUUUUUCUGGAAAAAAUAUAAAAAUAAAUUAGAUAGAACCUGUGACUUAACCCAGUAUAAAACUGUGGUAUCUUGCAGCUUUAUUUGCUCAACAGCCAUCAAACUUCGAUGGCUUCUAGGUCUUAACCAUUCAUUCACUGUGUUAUUUUUCCUUCAAUUUGUACUCAUUCUUGUUUAGUAACUUGUAUUCAUUGCACACAAGAGGGAAGGGGGGAGCACUCAUUUGAUGCAGUAUCAUGCUUGUGUUUUUGCUUGUUUCUUUAAAAAAAAAAAAAGAGAGAAAAAAAGGACUAGCUUAAAUUUAACAAGAAUGUCCCUGAAUACAUUUUUAAAUAUAGGUCUGGGCUUGAUAACUUUCUUCUUUUGGGAUAAAUUUGAAACAUGUUUAGAAUAUGUCUCUCUGCUCAGGGAUUUAUGGUGGAUUAUUGCAGACAGUGCUAAAAAAUAGAAGAGCACAAGACAAGUUUACUAAAUUAAAAUUUUAUUUUUUGAAAAACUGUUAUUUGUAUAAAUUAUCAGAUUUGUAGGCUUUCCUUUUUUUUGUAGAAAUAAUUGUUUAUGUGCCAGAUAAGAGAAUUUCAAUUUUGUUUUCAAUAAUAAAGCAUUGAUAAC
Molecule: messenger RNA, 5372 nt
Organism: Cygnus olor (mute swan)
Lineage: Eukaryota; Metazoa; Chordata; Aves; Anseriformes; Anatidae
Gene: TMTC2
Product: transmembrane O-mannosyltransferase targeting cadherins 2
Exons: 12
Coding region: 93-2603 (836 amino acids)
Biological process (GO): protein O-linked glycosylation via mannose
Cellular component (GO): endoplasmic reticulum membrane
Molecular function (GO): mannosyltransferase activity; protein binding
Source: RefSeq, a predicted model, not a curated record